AUGAGACUCGCUCUGCUGCACCUUGCCCUCGUAGCCAUCACAGUCGUUGCUGCACAGAAUGUGCAAGUGCCAUUUGGUCGUCCCAUGGACACGUAUCCAGGUUUCGACCUGGAUCUGAAUGAGCUUCGAUGGGUUAUACUGGAAGGUCAACCUCCCGCGCUGAUGACCGAACUCGAGAAGAUUGAGCUUAAAGCACAAGGAAUCAAGUUUUUUGACGUGACUGAGACUCCCGACCUUGGGAAGCUUUCUCAUCUGAGAGCUGCCGCCAAACCGACCUACCCGUCGCCCCAUCAAGAGGAAUUAGUGAAACCUGUACUGGAGACUCUGAAUAUUGAAAAUCUCAAGAAAGGGCUUUCAACUUUCAGCAGCUUCCGUACCAGAUAUUAUCGUAGUGAUACGGGAAAGCAGAGUCAAGAGUGGCUUCUGUCUACCAUUCAAAAUAUAACUUCUGUAUAUGCAUCUCCGUCACUCAAAGAACUCAUCACUAUCCAGGAGUUUCCUCAUACUUGGGCCCAAAGUACUGUGAUUGCAAGAAUCAACGGAUCUUCAUACACCGACGAUGGCGUUGUUAUUAUCGGAGCUCACCUAGACAGGUUCUUACCCUCUACCAAUACAUGGCCAUUCCUGCCUGCACCCGGCGCUGAUGAUGACGGCUCUGGUUCCAUGAGUAUUUUAGAAUCCUACAGGGCUCUGCUGGCGGCCGAUUUCCACCCUGAACGUGCCGUCGAAUUCCACUGGUACUCUGCGGAGGAGCCAGGGUUGCUCGGAUCCCAGGCGGUAGCUCAAGAUUACGAACGACGUGGUGUGAACGUUAUCGCCAUGAGUCAGUUUGAUAUGACAGCGUGGGUCAAAAAGGGAACUCGAGAAGAAGUUGGGAUCAUCGUAGACUACACUGAUUCAGCUCUCACGGACUUGAACAAGCAACUGGUGGAGACAUAUUUGACAAUCCCAUUUGUUGAGACCAAGUGUGGAUACGCCUGCAGCGACCACGCCUCGUGGUCCAAGGCCGGCUAUCCGUCCAUCUUCACCAUCGAAAGUUCCUUUGAGAACAACAACAAUCACAUUCAUGGCACGAGCGACCGCAUCGAUGUGUCGGACGAAUUCAGCUUCUCCCACAUGCUUGAGUUCUCCAAGUUGGCGGUUGGAUUUGCUGUGGAACUAGGAGGUUGGGUAAAGACAAAGUAG
Messenger RNA from Fibroporia radiculosa, 1185 nucleotides. RefSeq lists its product as uncharacterized. Gene Ontology annotation, biological process: proteolysis. Bases 1 to 1185 code for a protein of 394 amino acids. The transcript is spliced from 16 exons. NCBI's taxonomy places the organism in Eukaryota, Fungi, Basidiomycota, Agaricomycetes, Polyporales, Fibroporiaceae. The record is from RefSeq and is a predicted model, not a curated record. Gene Ontology annotation, molecular function: metalloexopeptidase activity.